Cucumis sativus (cucumber) is the source of this 1380-nucleotide messenger RNA. Its product is annotated as probable F-box protein At2g36090. The record is from RefSeq and is a predicted model, not a curated record. NCBI's taxonomy places the organism in Eukaryota, Viridiplantae, Streptophyta, Magnoliopsida, Cucurbitales, Cucurbitaceae. Gene Ontology annotation, molecular function: protein binding. Bases 195 to 1238 code for a protein of 347 amino acids. The transcript has a single exon.
GGACAAUAUAUUAUUUGUUUUAUUAAAAUUUUUCAAUAAAAAAUGAUCAAAUUGCGGUUUUUUUUAUUUUUGUUCCUCUCAAAGGUAUUUUUGUGUAUAUAAACAUCUCACUUUUUCCCUCGAAAAUGUAAAAUCAAAAUCCCAUAAAUUUCAACAAAAUCCCAACUUAUACCGUUGGGAUUUCAAGUGCUCCGAUGCCCAAUCAAACCUUUUCCCCCUUGGCGUUUCCUUCCGCCGAUGUCGACGCUGCUUCCACCUCUAUUUCCGACAUCCAUCCCGAUAUUCUCCGAACUCACAUCUUGACUCGUCUCGACGGCCCGGCACUCGCCUCCGCCGCCUGCACUUCCUCAGAACUCCACCGCCUCACUGCCGAGCCAAAACUAUGGUCGGCUAUCUGUCAUUCCACGUGGCCGUCGACCACCACGCCACGCCUUCACGCUCUGAUUUCGGAAUUUCCCGACGGUCCUCGAUCUUUCUUCUCCGAUUCCCUCCCUCGCGGCUCUAAUCAUUCUGAAACUUCCACCUCAUCUCCUACAUCGCCGGCGACAUACUGCCACCGUCGCCACCUACCACCGGAACUAAUCUCCGCCGUCGACAUCUACUACCGUGGAGAGAUGAUUUUCAGCAAAGUGGUAGAAACAGAGACCGUUUCCGGAUGGUUCCGUUGUUCUCCGUUUCGAAUCGAUAUGCUCGACCCAAAGGAUGUAGUUCCGACACCGAUUAAAUUUCCGAUUGGCGAGGGAAAUGCUUGCCGGGAGCUAGGGGAGGAUUUGACUUUAAGCUGGAUCGUGAUCGACGGUGCGGGAAGGAGAGCGAUGAAUCUGUCGAGUUACAGGGCAGUGAAGGUGGAGCAGCACUGGCUGAGCGGGGAGGUGCACGUGGAAUUCGGGACGGUGUUGGGUGGGGAAAAGGGAACGGCGGCGGAGUGGGUGAAGUGUGGGAUUGCGGUGACUUGUGGAGGAUGGGAGGGAGGGAAUUUGCAAGUGAGGGAAGUGAAUUUGCAGGUGGAAGACAUGGAUGGAACUUUUUUAGACGGGAAGGAUAGUCUGGUAAUUUUGGAGAGAGCAAUGGAGGGUAAAAAGGGAAGAAAAGGGAGAAAAAGGUUGAAUGAAUUUAUGGAGAAAAAAAGGGAAAGGAAGGAAAUGAAGGUCAGAAGAGAAGGGACUUUAGAUAUGAUGUGUUUGGCUUUUGGGUUUUUUGGCUUUGCUACUUUGUGUCUUUGUUUUUUGUUUAGAUGAACAAAACUAAAAGUAAACUCCAAUAGAAAAGAAAAAAACAACGAUGAUAUUUACUCUUUUUCUUUUGUCAUGAUAUAUAUGAUAAUACCGGUUAGGGCUACUUUUAAUUGGCUACAUAAACAAUACAAGUUAUUUCCAAAAA